AGGAAGGAAGGAAAGAAGGAAAGAAAGAAAGAAAGAAAGAAAGAAAAAAAAAGGAAAAAAGGAAAGAAAGAAAGAAAGAAAGAAAGAAAGAAAGAACGAACCUGGGAGGAAUAAGUGACUACUACAAAACAACGGGAAUCAUAGUGGAUAUAUUUCAUCGCUAAGCUAUGGCUAUAGAACAGUGAAAUCGGGCGUUUUCAGGUAUGUGGGUUGGCUGAUGUUCAUUGAGAUAGCUAGCUGGUCCUGGAUUCGCUCAUCGAAGUUUUGGCUGAAGAGGUCCACAGCGUUAAACCUAGCCAUUAACGUUAUCACCGGGACUGUCUUCUACCGCUGACACAGCCCGACACUACAGAGACAGAAAACAUGGUGUCCUGGAUAAUUUCAAGAAGCGUUGUGCUGGUGUUUGGGACUCUGUAUCCUGCAUACUACUCUUACAAAGCUGUCAAGACCAAAAAUGUCAAGGAAUAUGUGCGAUGGAUGAUGUACUGGAUUGUAUUUGCCCUCUACACUGUCGUGGAGACCAUCACUGACCUAACACUGGCAUGGUUUCCUCUGUACUAUGAGCUGAAGAUAGCCUUUGUGAUCUGGUUACUGUCCCCCUACACCAGAGGAGCAAGUCUCAUUUACAGGAAGUGUCUGCACCCUCUGCUGUCUUCCAGAGAGAGGGAAAUAGAUGACUAUAUUGUGCAGGCCAAAGAGAGAAGCUAUGAAACCAUGGUGAACUUUGGCAAGCAGGGACUGAGCAUUGCAGCCACUGCCGCUGUCACUGCAGCUGUCAAGGGUCAGGGUGCCAUCACAGAGAAGCUGCGAAGCCUGAGUAUGCAUGACCUCACACAGAUAAGCCAGCAGGACGAAAGAGGAAAUCAGCUGUACCAGUACAGCUCCCACUCAGCCAACCCCGCCAUUAGGAGAUCUCAAAGCACUGAUGCUACCGACGGAGCAGAGUACUUUUAUGACCAGGAGGAGAGGACAGAUGAAGAAGCUGAGCCAACCUUCUCUGAAGACGAGGCUGUUUGUCAGAAAGGACUUAGACGAUCGCAGAGUGUCAAGAUGUCACGAUCCAGAGUCCGCAAAGAUGCUCGCUAUGGAUCCCUGAAGAUUAAAGGCAAGAAGAGACCAGCACUGAGCUCUGUUAAUUAUGGAAUAUGAACAGACUACUGCUGACAGACAUACAAGCACUCACAUAUACACACAGCAGAACGGUCUGCUGAUUGGUGGAUGGUAUUGUCAGUCUGUAUUCAAGCUCUUCUCUGUCUGACUUUUCACUCUGCUGAAAACUUUAAUCUCUUUGAUGGUGAGCUUUCUGCUGACAUAUUUAUUACCUAAUUCAUCCAAAAACCAGAGAAAGGAGACUGAGAUUUUAGUCUCAAAGAACUUUGAUUGUUUUGGGGAUGAUGACGUACAUAAUAUUUUUUGCAUGGACUUGUUUGAUUCAUCUUUUUUUUCAUUAGAAUUCUAGUGUUUAGGUGUGAUCUGUCUAUAUCUGUGGUCUUUUAGAUUUUAGAUCUGUCUGUCCAGUUUUUGUUUAAUUUUAGAUUUGUGGUUCCAUUUUCUAUUAAGAGGUCCUAAACUAUAAACUGUAAUGCUUUAUAGUACAGUUAUAAGCUAUUAAUAAGAACAACUUUUGGGUUGCCAGGUUUUGAAAAAUCCCUUUUGAUGAUGUUUAUCCUCCUCCAACAUGACACUUGUUUUGUCUGUUAGGCUCUUCGGUAGGAGAACAGCUAUGAAUGCUAGUGUUGGUUAUGUAGCAAUAGCAAAAGUGUGACUGAACACAUUUUGAAAGAUAUAUGGUGGUGAGUAACAAGAGAGCUGGCCUGAGCAUUGCCAAUACCGUAGCUGUGAACAAUGAAUGAAACACAAGAAACCUCAGCAAAACAUUUGCUAUUUAAGAGGAAGCCAUUCGCAGAGGAACUGGUGCUUUACUUCAGGUGCUUCAGGCCAUAACAUGUCAUCUCCAGGACAUAAGUCAAAAUCAUAAUAUGGUUUUAGGACAUGCCCACCAAAUUUACACCACAUGAAAUUCAUUCACAAAUGUUUUUUUUUUUUCCACCCCAAUUUGUUUUUAAAAAUUGAAUAAGUGAAAAAUAAGAGAACCUAUAUUUGUUUGUCAGGAUUGUUCUUAAAUUGAACACUAAUUCCUGGUUACUGGCAUAAGGAGGGAAACACCCAAUUACAAGUAUUUAUUGUUUUUUUUGUUUGGUUGUUUCUUUUUGGUAUUUUUGCCUUGAUUAGAUUGUGAUAGUAGAGGUACAGACAGAAAAUGUGGGGAGGGAAGGAGGAGACGUGCAACAAAUACCCCCCCACUUGAAUCACAUCGUUAUAGGGUAUGCAUCCAGUGACACACCAUGACAAAUAAAAGCUUUUAUGAGAUACCAACACUGUAAAACAGAAACUAUAAUGUAAGUUAGAUAAGUAACAUAAGUUUUAAGGGAAAAAAAAGGACACAUUAAGAGUUUACCAUAGGCAAAGUUUUUGUUUCUCCACCAGGUCCAUUGACCUGUGUCAAAUGUUACAAUUGAGAGUGCCUGAAAGCUUUUUAGCAAACAGCCAGUGGUAGUAUGAACACAAAUUGCCCCUGAUGCAUCAUUGGUGUGUGAGUGUGUGCGCGUGUGUGUAGAAAGCACUAUAUGUGUAGAAAAGUGCUGUAUCAAUGUGUGUGUGAAUGGGUGAAUGUAGCAGUAGUGUAAAGACUUUGAGUGGUCGAUAAGACUAGAAAAGCACUAUAUAAGUGCAGACCAUUUACAUUAACUUAUAGACUUUAAUUGACUGUCGGACCACUUACCUUCUGGAAAAGAACUGCAUGACAUCUGGACCACUUUUUACAUGUUUAAGUGCUGAAUUUGGUUGUUGUUACAUUUCAUUAAUUACUUUUUAACAUUUAUAACUGCAGACCCUAUGGCUUAAUAGAGGUUAGACCCAUGACUUUUUAUUAAAGCUACAUUAAUUGACAUGACAUCGAAACUGUGAUCCAACUGACUUGCAUAGGGUUUACGACACUGCGCUGGCUUGGGUCCUCAGCAAUACACCCGCCAAGUUUGAAGUUGUUUGGAUGAGUGGUGGUCAAGAAAAUUGAAAUACAGACAGAGAUUUUUCCAUUUAUUAGUACAAUAAAAAUAUUGAUUAAUUCAACUCUAUGUAAAUAUGUAACUUUUGAACAAAGAUUUAACGCAUUCCUCCUCUUACACAUUAAAAGUUGAAUUAAUAAGUAAUAAAACACCCCUGCUCAUUUCAGAACUCUCAGGGGUUUUCUUUUCUGUUAUGACCAAUCACUUAUGGUGACUAUUGUUAAUAAACUUUAGAUAGAUAUGGCCUAUAACUAACAUUACUGAGUCAGGUCCCUGACUUGUACUAAUGUUACACUACAUUUUAGCAUGUUACAGAUAUAAUUCAAGAAAAAUUUGAGUGCUUUUAACACAAUAAAAUUAAUUGUAGGUGCCACUUGUAGCCACUGUUACUUAAAAUUUACACAGGUACACUCUAAUAAUGGCUCAAAUAACUGUGUAAUGUGAGAGGGGGUUGCUUGUAGUGAUGAACUCACGCAGUUAUCACCAAUUAGGCAGUUCCUCUCAGGUGUACAGAGUUUUUUUUAGCCUCUUUUAGCUCACUGUGUUGCUUUAAGAGCCCACAACCUGACUGUAUUGGUUUCACAUCAGUGCACUUAUCACCUUGGUUUCAGGCAGCUGUUUUCCAGAGAAAAAGCUCUGAUAAACCCACUCUCCAUUACCUGCGCAGCAGCAAACAGCAGACAGACAGUUAGAGACCAGCUGGUGAGGACAGUGGAAUAUUAAAUAUUAGACUUGAUUAGCUUUAAAGGCUUACCAACAUUUUUAGCGGCAAACAACAUAACAAACCAAAAAUAUUUCUAACAACCUGGCAACCCAAGGUUUUUUUUUUAAAUUAUUGGCUUAUAAAGGACCUACAAAGCAUUAUUAAAUGACUUUAUUACCCAUUGAAUCCCCCUUAUAAAGUGUACAUUUUUAAACGUGGUACCAGUUUUUCUUCUGCUGCCUUUCAGGUAUAUUACCAAUGAGGAACUUGUUCCUAGGAAGCUCUGACCCUAGUGUUGGAGUCCGUUAACUUUUUUGUGGCUCAGUAUACUAAUGGAGAUGAUUUUUUACCAUGGUAGACACAUUUAGGCUCAGACACUUGACACAUUCCCUGUUACAGUGGUUACCAUAUGAGAGCCCGAGUCGCAGCGGGAUACCAGCAGUUCCUACUUGAACAUCUGAAAUUCAGUAGAGGGGGAAUUGAGCCUGUCUGAGUGAAACACUUGAAUCAAUCUUAAGAACACCAGCAGACUAUCCCAAUUGCCAUUAGAGGAAGACAGUGAACAACAAUGAUGAGGAAGAAAGGGAAGAGAAAACCAAAGGAAUGAAACAAAGUGAUUCUUCCACGUUUCUAUGAAAGGAUUACAGCCUUUUCUGAAGGCCCAAAACUCCCACUCACUAUUAAUGAUUUCUUAUUUUCCUGCUUUUUACACAUGUUUUUGAGGGUAUUUAGGGUAUUGACUGUGUGUCCUGAUCAGAUCCCAGUGAAGAAUAGCUUUUUGAAUGUUAUUAGUUUUUUGUUACCUUUGGAUCCGAGGAGGUUUUUGUAUUGUAACCACCUGUUUUUGCACAUAUACCUCCUCCCAAAUCUGUUUUAUUAGUGCUGUUGUUGUCUGUCAUCUCAUUUUAUAAUGUACUUUGCUGUGGAAGAAUGCAGUACACAGAGUGAGCUUAAAAAUUCUUGAUGAUGGAUGCUACUACUAAUAGCCUCUUGGAUUUUAAUGUUUGACUUGUGUUUCUCCUCUGUCAGCGUUACACUGCUGACAAACUGUAGAAGGUUCAUUCAACAGUUGCUGUGGUGUAGAGAGAUAAGAGUCAGUUUCUAUUGUUUCUCUGGCAGAAACAUUGUGCUUCUGAUUCAGCAAUACAUCUGUCCUAAAGUAGAAUUAACUUCUUUUGACUUAUUUGUGUUCUUGGAAAAAACAAAAUUGAUAGAGGAAGGUGACAAAUUAAAAGACAAGCCUGAAUCAAGGGGUGUCUUCCAGUAUGACUAUUUGGAAAGUCAAAGAAUGAGGACUGGAUUUUUUUACCCUCCAUCACUUAUAUUGAAAUCACUGUGGGAAGGGAUCUCUUCACAGCCAGUUUGGAGAAGAACAAUUACAGCAGCCAAUAAUGUUCAAUGUACAUAUGGACGCGUGGCUAUUGUUUUCACCAGGGCUGUCACUUUUUAUCCGAAAUUCCAACUUUGGCUCAAAUGUGAGAAUAAAAAAAAAAAAUUAGUUAUUUGUAUUAUAAUGGCCUGUCCAAAUUCAAACUUUACAGUCUGUAAGCACAAAACGUCCUUUGAAGUAGUUUGUGUUGUGGUCCAGCAAAGGGCGCCCUUAAACUUUAAUAUCAGCUUGACCGAUUGCUGCCCUACUGACCUAUUAGAAAAAUGAGCUGAUAAAUAAAAAUGGCAGAGGACAAUUGAGGGCAAAGCUGUCCUGACUGAAUAAUCAUGACACAUGAGCAUCUGAGAGGCAGUGUGCGGAAGUAUUUUCGAUUCGUCAUCGUAGAUGUAAAAAAUACCAACAAAGGGUGGUUGGCUUUGUAGAGAGGAACUGCCUUACUCUACAACCACAACAAAUUUGAGGGCUCACCUGCUGCUUCAACUUCUUGCAAGAAUCUCAUGAAAUCACCAUUGGGUUAUUACACUAUAUUGGUUGUGUUCGAAUUGAUUCAAACAAAUUACAUGUUAGUUUGAAUUCCUUCAAACUUGACCUUUUGAAAAAGUGACAGCCCUAGUUUUAAGAUGGACUUUAAAAAAAUGCAAACUUAGUCUUUAAGCACAAAUUAUAUUUUAUGCAUCUGCAUAGCUGCAAAGGUGUGCAUUACAUACAUUUUGUAAUUAUAUGUCUUUGCAGACAUCCACACAAAUGAACAGCACACGUCCACUAUGUUCCCUUCUGUUUGUGUCCAUGGAGUAUAUUCUGCCCUUUAGACAGUGCUCUCCAACAUCAUCAUCAUCAUCAUCAUCAUCAUCAUCAUCAUCAUCAUCAUCAUCAAGUCAAGCGAGGGAAUAUCUUUUGGAAGAACGGUGUUCAUCUCUCCAGUAGAAUUCAACACACUCAGAGGAUCUUUAUGCUUUAAGGACAGGAAGUCAUAGACUUGUUUGGUCAUAAGUUGGGUGCAACAACAAGCCAAACUUGCUCGUGUCAUAAUGUCCAUUUAAUGCUCAUAACUGACUGACACCAAAGCUUCAUGUACUCACCCAGAGCUGUGUGGCUGUGUUGUUUAAAAAUUGUAGGUAAAAUGUCUGGUGUGUGGAUUGCUGGAUUGUAAAUGUAAUAAAAUAAAGGCUACCUGAUUACAGU
This is a messenger RNA of Xiphias gladius (swordfish), 6340 nucleotides long. It is a transcript of the gene reep3b, whose product is annotated as receptor accessory protein 3b. Bases 364 to 1149 code for a protein of 261 amino acids. NCBI's taxonomy places the organism in Eukaryota, Metazoa, Chordata, Actinopteri, Istiophoriformes, Xiphiidae. Gene Ontology annotation, biological process: endoplasmic reticulum tubular network organization. Gene Ontology annotation, cellular component: cytoplasmic microtubule; endoplasmic reticulum membrane; endoplasmic reticulum tubular network. The record is from RefSeq and is a predicted model, not a curated record. The transcript is spliced from 8 exons. Gene Ontology annotation, molecular function: microtubule binding.